Heteronotia binoei (common prickly gecko) is the source of this 2830-nucleotide messenger RNA. RefSeq names its product acyl-CoA dehydrogenase family member 9 (gene ACAD9). The record is from RefSeq and is a predicted model, not a curated record. Lineage: Eukaryota; Metazoa; Chordata; Lepidosauria; Squamata; Gekkonidae. The transcript is spliced from 18 exons. Gene Ontology annotation, molecular function: acyl-CoA dehydrogenase activity; flavin adenine dinucleotide binding. The coding region runs from base 75 to 1916 and encodes 613 amino acids.
GACCCCGUGUUUGCGUCAUUGGACCGCGACAGCCGUAGUGGGCAGGGAGAGUGAAGUUAGAGGUCGUGACAGACAUGAGAGGGUUCGGCGUUAUUCUUAGAGCGGCGCGUGCUGCUCUCCCUGCCGGGAUCCGCCAGUUCCGCAGCGCCUGCCCGCGGCCCGCCUUCGCUAAGGAGCUUUUCCUAGGUACCUUUCGGAAGGAGGAGGUUUUUCCUUAUCCUGAGAUUAGCAAUGAAGAAUUGGAGGAAAUUAAUCAGUUCGUAGGGCCCGUAGAAAAAUUCUUCACUGAAGAAGUGGAUUCUAAGAAAAUUGACCAGGAUGCUAAAAUUCCUCAGGAGACGCUUAAUGGACUAAAGAACCUGGGGCUCUUUGGCAUACAGAUUCCAGAGGAAUAUGGCGGCCUUGGACUUUCAAAUACAAUGUAUGCGCGUUUGGGAGAAAUCAUUUCGCAAGAUGGAGCUGUUGCAGUAACAUUAGCAGCUCACCAAGCUAUAGGACUAAAGGGAAUCCUUAUUGCAGGCACUGAAGAGCAAAAGGAGAAGUAUCUACCUAAACUGGCAUCUGGAGAACACAUUGCAGCAUUUUGUCUCACAGAACCAGGAAGUGGAAGUGAUGCUGCAUCUAUUCAGACAAGAGCAACUUUAAGUGAAGAUGGCAAAAGUUUUUUAUUAAAUGGUUCAAAGAUAUGGAUAUCAAAUGGUGGUAUUGCUGAUAUCUUUACUGUGUUUGCAAGGACAGAGGUGGUUGACAAAGAUGGUGCAACCAAAGACAAAAUUACUGCUUUCAUUGUAGAAAGAAAUUUUGGUGGGAUCACUAAUGGGAAGCCAGAGGAUAAACUGGGCAUUCGAGGAUCUAACACUUGUGAAGUGCACUUUGAAAAUACAAAAGUACCUAUAGAGAAUGUUCUUGGAGAAGUAGGAGGAGGAUUUAAGGUUGCUAUGAAUAUUCUUAACAGUGGAAGAUUCAGCAUGGGCAGUGCAUCAGCUGGAAUGCUUAAGAAACUGAUAGAAAUGACUGCAGAGUAUGCUUGUACUAGAAAACAGUUUAAUAAGAAGCUGAGUGAAUUUGGAUUAAUUCAGGAAAAAUUUGCCCUUAUGGCUCGGAAAGCAUAUGUAAUGGAGAGCAUGGCAUACCUGACUGCAGGGAUGAUGGACAAACCAGGGAUUCCAGAUUGCUCGGUUGAAGCAGCCAUGGUUAAGGUGUUUAGUUCUGAAAGUGCAUGGGUUUGUGUCAGUGAAGCUUUACAAAUCCUUGGUGGCCUUGGCUACAUGAAAGAUUAUCCAUAUGAGCGCUAUCUCCGGGAUUGCAGGAUACUUCUAAUUUUUGAGGGAACAAAUGAAAUUCUGCGAAUGUAUAUAGCUUUGACAGGAAUGCAGCAUGCAGGCAAAAUUUUAACCGAAAAAAUCAAGGAAAUCAAGAAGGGAAAUGUGGGCAUGGCAUUGGGAAUGUUUAUGAGCAGGAUCCAUGACAGCAUUGGCCGAAAAGUGGAUUUAGGGCUUGUUGGGAAAGAUGGAGUAGUACAUCCCAGUCUCGAAGCAAGUGCCAGCAAACUUGAACAGAAUGUGUACUAUUUUGGAGUGACAGUAGAAGGCUUGCUAAGAAGGUUUGGCAAGACUAUUGUGGAUGAACAGCUGAUUCUGAAGAGAGUGGCAGACAUCCUCAUUAAUCUGUAUGCAAUGACAGCUGUUAUUUCCAGAGCUAGCCGAUCCAUCAGUAUUGGUUUGCGGAAUCAUGAUCACGAGGUGCUACUUGCAAAUAUUUUUUGCACUGAAGCUGGUUUCCAGAAUAAUUAUGCAAUGGCAGAGUUAGAGAAAAAUGCUCCUGAAAACAUGGAUGACAGCAUUAAAAAAGUGGCAAAGCAGGUGCUGGAAAAGAGAUCCUAUAUCUGUUCUCACCCACUUGAAAGAACAUUCUGAAGGUGGAAAUGAUGACAGGAUUGUAGUCUGAAGUAAUGCUACAUAAGGCCAAAUACCUCAUAGUAUUCAGUGCCAGGUCCUUAUAUUGCUCUUGGUCAAGAGGCAGAAUGAACAACUGAGACACUGCAUACCAAGAAUGUUUUCAUGAGUUGUAGUGUGACUUUUAUAAAUAAUGUUGUUUAUAUGCUUGAGCCCAAGUGAAAAUCCCAAUAUAAGAACCAGAUAAUAGGAUGGGGAAAGGAGUAUCUGUUUCUUUGUUUCAUUUUAGAAACUUUCUAAUGCUAUUUAUCUAGUCAUCUCCAUUCUAUCUAGUUGCUUCAAUUUCAGACAAGCCCUUCUUAUCCUAACAGGUGCCUCAUGCAUCUCCUAUGGAGAUGUGACUUCAUCAUUCUGUAUAUUUUCUUGGGGCGGGAUAGAUAAACAAUGCCUAGGAAUUUGUGAUUUCUCUAAUGUUGGAAAAUAUUCAGAAUUCCAAGUUAAUCCCUAUGAGAGUAUAAGGUUCUUAUGAAAACUUGCUGUUUCUAAGCUAAGAAUAAUUAUUGAGGAUUAAAACACAGUAACAAUAAAGAAAAAAGUUGCCUUCUCUAGAAACUAGAUCUGUUUUUGUUUACUGGUUCCUAGCAAAUAUUGUCUGUGUAAAGCUCUCCCAAAACUUCUUGACCUACAUAGGGGAAUGGCAGCAACAGUGUCUCUACAGCAAUGUCAUGGUGCCUGAAGUGUUUUCUUAAUGUCAGUCUUCACAAGUUAUGUAUUUUUGGAGGUUUCUCUGUGCCUGUCAGAUAACAAUCUAAGCUUUUAAAUGAAGGCACAGAUGACAUAUGAAUGUUGUGCAUGCAGUAUCACAGACUGUACUACCCAAAUUUACCUUCAUCCUGCUUGUCACCUGAUGUUGGUAUUUUAUUCUUCAAAAGCCA